AUGUCCACCGAAUUCACCGUUUACAAAGGCUCAAAGGACGGCAAAGUCCUCAAGGGUAAGACGUACCGGGUGCUGAAGAACGAUGAUGUCCUGGUCAAAAUCACCCACUCUGGCCUCUGCUACACCGACGUCCACUACCGCACGACGGACAUGGUCCUCGGCCACGAAGGCGUCGGCAUCGUCGAGAGCGUUGGUCCCAACUGCCAUGAUCUGAAGGCCGGCGAUCGCGUAGGGUGGGGAUACGUCCACGACACAUGCGGCUCCUGCAGAAUGUGCCUCCGAGGCGAGGAUAUGUACUGCCCGAAGGCCGUCUUAUACGGGGUCGGCGAUCUCGAUAUGGGCUCCUUCGCUAGUCACGCCGUCGUUCGUGAGGCAUUCCUGCAUCGCGUGCCGGACGAGAUUGAACUCGUCAAUGCGGGUCCGCUCUUCUGCGGUGGUGCCACCGUAUUUGAGGCACUGAACAGGUAUGGUGUCACGUCGACCGACCGUGUCGGCGUCAUCGGUGUCGGUGGCCUCGGUCAUCUUGCCAUCCAGUUCGCCGCUAAAAUGGGCUGCAAAGUCGUCGUCUUCAGCGGCACCGAGAGCAAAAAGGACGAAGCCAUCGCGCUGGGCGCGACCGAGUUCCACGCCACCAAAGGCCUGACCAGCCUCGCCCAUGUCCAACCCAUCGACUGCCUGCUCGCCACUCCAAGUGCGCAGCCAGACUGGAAGCUCUACCUCGACAUUAUGGCGCCGAAAGGGAAGGUCUUCCCACUCACCGUCGAAUUGGGCAACUUCGAGAACUUCCCCGCUUUCCCUGUCAACGCCAAGGGCCUCACUAUUCAGGGCUCUGCGUGCGGCCCGCGCAUCCUCUAUCGCCAGAUGCUCGAGUUCGCCGCGCGGCACGGCGUAAAGCCCGUGGUGCAGACCUUUCCCAUGCCGGAAGACGGUAUCGAGGAGGCCUUCAAGGUGCUGCAAGAGGGCAAGAUGCGCUACCGCGGCGUUCUUGUUGCGCAGAAUUGA
Schizophyllum commune H4-8 is the source of this 1002-nucleotide messenger RNA. Its product is annotated as GroES-like protein. The transcript is spliced from 5 exons. The coding region runs from base 1 to 1002 and encodes 333 amino acids. Gene Ontology annotation, biological process: alcohol metabolic process. Lineage: Eukaryota; Fungi; Basidiomycota; Agaricomycetes; Agaricales; Schizophyllaceae. The record is from RefSeq and is a predicted model, not a curated record. Gene Ontology annotation, molecular function: zinc ion binding; alcohol dehydrogenase (NADP+) activity.